AUGGCUUUGCGUCUUGUGGGGCAUGAAAACGUGUGCGUCACCAGCCAGGACGUUUACAACCUGUAUUUGCUCGUACAUCACUUUCGUGGAGCCGAUUGGGCCCAGCAUGUUCUGCCCUUUGUGGGAUUCCGCAUCUUGAGCUCCAAUUGUUCCGUGGCCGCAGGUGAUUCCCACACAUGCGCAAUCAGUGAGGCUGGGGAGCUUGCCGCCUUCACGGACAUAUACGAUCUGCUGCCUCCCGAUCUCGGUCCGGUGGUGGCCGUGGCUGCCGGAGAUUUUCACACCUGUGCCGUGAAGGCGAGUGGCGAGCUGGUAUGCGUCGGAUUCAAUAACCGUGGUCAGUGCGAUGUGCCUCCCGACCUGGGUCCGGUGGUGGCCGUGGCAGCCGGAUGGAGACGCACCUGUGCCGUGAAGGAGGUGCUGCAGCCGGUGCAUCACGAGGAGCCCGCCGCCGACAUCUCGGAAGAGGAGGGCGCUGCAAUCGUGGCAGAGCAGGAAGCAUCCUGGAUCGAGCACAACAUCGGAUUUGGCUGGCAUGGCGACGAUUUGCAGCCUCGGAUGAAUGCUGGCCUCACUCGGGUCGUGCAUUUGACGUUGAGCCGCUCGCAUCGCCAGCUGGACACAGAUUUGGAGCAGUCUCUGGCCUUGCAGCCAUGUCGGCAGGCCCUGCAGGAGGAGGGCUUGGACUGGCGCUUGCAGCCCUCUGGCGCUAAGAUCUUCAUGGAGCCUUGGUGCUUCCGAGCCGUCCGCAGUCAUUUGUCCGCCAUGCGGCUAAGGCCCUGCGACAUCUUCGUCUCAGAAACAUUGGAGAAUGAGGUCAUGCGAGUGAUCCGGCAGAUCCCCCGCAGCCUUGGCGUGAUACCAAGAAGCUCCCAGAGCAUUGCCUUUGCGGACGAAGAUGGGGAAGCGGUGCUGGUCAGACGCUCCUUUCUAAACAUUCCUUCCGGGAUGUUGCUCAGUGCAGCCUCCGUGGUGCAGUCCACGACAGAG
This is a messenger RNA of Symbiodinium sp. CCMP2456, 990 nucleotides long. NCBI's taxonomy places the organism in Eukaryota, Dinophyceae, Suessiales, Symbiodiniaceae. The record is from the annotation of a GenBank genome assembly.